AUGCAACUUGGGUACAGUCAUAUCAAGGUUGGCCCAAGAUACCGUGCCCAGCCGACCAAUAUAUCGGUGUGGGAUACGUUGGAGCAGCGACUACGUGGAAGUGCGGUGGGACAUUGGCGUCACUGGGCCGAAAUUACGGGUUCUGUAAGGAACAAGAUUGGCAACUGUCGUUAUUCUACCCAAGUUUUGCGAUGGCUAUCUAUGAGCCUCAGAGGUGAGUCGUGA
Clonostachys byssicola is the source of this 225-nucleotide messenger RNA. The record is from the annotation of a GenBank genome assembly. Lineage: Eukaryota; Fungi; Ascomycota; Sordariomycetes; Hypocreales; Bionectriaceae.